This is a messenger RNA of Rhizopus microsporus ATCC 52813, 1548 nucleotides long. Its product is annotated as ARM repeat-containing protein. Gene Ontology annotation, cellular component: nucleus. The record is from RefSeq and is a predicted model, not a curated record. NCBI's taxonomy places the organism in Eukaryota, Fungi, Mucoromycota, Mucoromycetes, Mucorales, Rhizopodaceae. The transcript has 9 exons. Gene Ontology annotation, biological process: NLS-bearing protein import into nucleus. Gene Ontology annotation, molecular function: nuclear import signal receptor activity; protein binding. Bases 1 to 1548 code for a protein of 515 amino acids.
AUGAACAGACAGAGAAGAAAUUCAGAAGCAGAGCAUCGAGCUUUGUAUAAGCGUACAAGUAUAUCAAGAAAACCUGAGGAACUGAUGAAAAGAAGAAUGGCGAUUGACGAAGCUUUAAGGAAAAAACACAGAGAGCAGCUGAUUACAGCAAAACGUUUUCGUAACCUAACCAGGCGUGAAGAGUAUGAAAGCGCUGGUGAAGAUGAACCAGAGUUGGAGAAAACAAGUGAGCAUGACGACGAAAUAAGUCCCUAUUACCGAUUGACACCAGGACAAGUACAGGCACUUGCUAAUGAUUUAAGAAGCAGUGAUGCAUCUACUAGGAUAGAAGCAGCUCAGUAUAUUGGAAGAUUCGUAUUGGAGCCUGCAGAGGCUUUGAUCAAAUAUAUAACUGAAGGGGAUUGUAUCUUGGCAUUGACUCAAAUGAUAUCAGGCCCAAACCUUGAAGAACAAAUAGAAGCAACGCAAACCAUCUCAAAUAUUGCUGCUGGGCCCUACGAACUUUGGAAAAAAUCGACAUUGGCAGUGCCUUACCUUAUCUCUCUUUUGGAUUCUGAUAAUAUGAACCUUCGUGAAAUUGCCGCAGGUGCAUUGGGUAAUAUGGCAGCAGAGGAUCUAGGCGACAUGAAUGAUGAGGACGACAAAAUAAGAGCCAUGAUUCGUAAUAAUGGCGCCAUCAAGCCUUUGACCCGCAUGCUCGAUACGAACGAUGUCCGUCUGAUUCAAUCUGCCUGUUUUGCCUUGGCUAAUCUUGCUCGUGGAGAGGAAAAAGAGCUCGAAGAAUUCUUGAAUGUGGGACUGAUCGACAAACUAGAAAAGCACUUGAGUGAUGAUAAUGAUACAAUCACAGAGAUAUGCUGGACUAUAAGCUAUCUAACUGCUGGUAGUGAAAAGUGUCGUCAACAAGUCAUGAGCAAGGGGCUUGCUGCACCAUUGGUUAACGUGCUUGUCUCAUUGUCUGAGCAAGGCUCGCUUGUGCUUCCUGUACUGCGCACAUUGGGUAAUCUGUGUGGGUCAGACGAUAAUCUGAAAGUCUUGGCUGAUCAACCUGGAUUGCUAUCAACCGUAAUCAAGCUUGUGAAUUCUGAAGAAAGGAUUGUAAAGAAGGAGGCUCUUUGGGUACUGUCCAAUAUCACGUCUACAGAUAAUCGAUACAUAAUUGAGCAAGUAGAGGAAUUACAUGCGAUUGACAGUCUAUCAGAACUCCUGACACGCGGUGCUUUUGAUAUUCGCAAAGGAGCUGCUUACUGUAUCAUGAACAUAGCUAAUCACGGACCAGAACAUUUGGAUCAACUUUGCCAUAAGCGACUACUACCUUCUUUUCUCGACCUCUUAAGAUCUCAAGAAGCAGAAAUGAUUAGACUCGCCUUGGGCUAUAUCGAACUACUAUUAACACAGUCUGCAAAAGGUAAGGAAGCAAUAGAUGCUGUUCCUGAAUGUAUGGAGGCACUAGCAGCUGUUACGCCUGCACCCGAUCAAGAGCUAUUUGUAUUUGCAAAUAGACUCGUUGAUCAGUAUUUUGGUGAAUCACCUGAUAUGCAAGAUUAA